AUGGUGUACGUAUUCCUUCAGAUCUACAUUUCUGAUCAACCGAUCAUCGUUCAUGAUUUCACAGCAGACCAGAUUCGUGAACUCAUGGACGGGCCCCGAACAUCCAUAAUAUAUUCGUCAUUGCCCACGUCCACCCUCACCGACUCCCUCGUUUCAAAAGCCGGUAUCACUACUGCUGCAACAAAAGCUGGUGACAUGUGGUUUACGAAUACACGAGACGAUGCAAAGGAGCGUGGAAGAUCAAGCAGAAGACGGAAGGCAACGAAUUUCUUGAUCAACCUGAUCGACUCACCAGGUCAUGUCGACUUCUCAACAGAAGUCACAGCUGCUCUUCGUGCCACUGACAGUGCUCUCGUCACCGACUGUAUCAAAGGUGUUUGCGUGCAGACAAAGACAGUUUUUCGUCAAGCACUUGAGGAGUCUAUCAAAUCCGUCGUUAUCACUGACAAGGCCGACCUUGCUUUACUUAAGCUCCAAGUUUUAAAAGAGGACUUGUACCAGUCGUUCCAGUGUACCAUCGAGACAGUCAAACGACAUUGCUUCUUGCCAUGA
Suillus plorans is the source of this 552-nucleotide messenger RNA. Its product is annotated as P-loop containing nucleoside triphosphate hydrolase protein. NCBI's taxonomy places the organism in Eukaryota, Fungi, Basidiomycota, Agaricomycetes, Boletales, Suillaceae. Gene Ontology annotation, molecular function: translation elongation factor activity; GTP binding; GTPase activity. The coding region runs from base 1 to 552 and encodes 183 amino acids. Gene Ontology annotation, cellular component: cytosol; ribonucleoprotein complex. The transcript has 5 exons. Gene Ontology annotation, biological process: translational elongation. The record is from RefSeq and is a predicted model, not a curated record.